Molecule: messenger RNA, 723 nt
Organism: Lactuca saligna
Lineage: Eukaryota; Viridiplantae; Streptophyta; Magnoliopsida; Asterales; Asteraceae
Source: the annotation of a GenBank genome assembly
AUGCAAAAAGAUAAAAGACCUCUCAUUGAACCAUUACCAAUGUUGACCCAAGCUGCUCCUAUUCUUCAUGACCAGGAAAAAGAGAAAGAAAACGUGAAUGUUGAAGAAGCUAAAGAGCAUAAGAAGAAAGCAAAGAAAAAGCAAGAGUAUGAGAAAAAUCUUCCUAGAAAGAAAAGAAGGAAACUGGAAGCAUCUAAAGAGAUGAUGGGGGAUGAAGCAGAAAAUAGGGUACAAAAGGAAAAGUUAUACAAAACGAUGCAAGAACACAUGAUGCCAAAGAAACUGUUUAAGAGCCACAACAUUCCGGAGUCAUUUCUUAUUGUGUCUGAACCCGGGAUCUUCAAUGCUGCGAGUGUUGAAACAGUGAUUAGCUCAGUGGCCAUUAUGGAGAUGUUGAAAAAAGAACAACUUGAUAUUAGUUGUAUUCUCUGGUAUCAAAUAAUGGAUAACAAAUGUGGUUUUAUAAACCCACAAUGUAUCACGUCUACGAGAUGUGAAUACGAUGAUAGGGGUGAAACAGAUCAUGUCAUCAAUGAUCUUGUUGAUGUGAUGAAUUUUCAUGAGGAAAAACAAUUUUUUCUUGCACCAUAUUGGGAAAGGAGACAUUGGAUGUUGAUAGUGAUUUGUCCUCAUCAAUAUAAAAGCUACAUUUUGGAUUCUGCCAGAGGGACAAAGACAUUGAAAGACUACACAAUAGUUGAACAUGGCUGUUACAAGGUUUAA